AUGCUCUCCCUUUGCAUUGCUGGAGCCUCAGUGGCUGGUCUUCUCGUUUGGCAUUAUCUUUUCAAUUAUGAACAAGCACGUUUACAUUACAAUGAUCGCAUGGAAUCAUGCAAGGAAUUACUCGUGGAAAUUCCGAUAUUAAAUUCCGAUCCGAAUCGAUAUUCACAAGUCGGAGACUAUCAAGUACCUCAUCUUGCUUACAAGUAUCGUUAUCCUUUCAUCAUUGGUAAUUUUUCUCUUCUCCAUGAUGUCAUGCCAAAUUUAUUUCUUCCAAUUCGAAAUUUAUUAUUUCCAAAUUUUUCACACUUGCAAUUCGAAACAAAAUUUUUCUCAGAUUUUGAUGAAACGUUUGAGGACAUUUGUUUAGAUUUUUUAAGACCACAUGACGCUACUGAAGCUUGCAAGAAUUCGCAAGAAGGUCAUCUCUCUUCAAAGCCUGUGGUUUUAAUAUUUCCUGGAAUUACUGGAAGUUCAGAAUCCUAUUACGUUCAAUCCUUAAUACGAACCAUUCAGAAGCAACAACAUGUUAACGAAUGUCCCUAUCAUGUUGUUGUGUACAAUCGACCUGGUUGUCAUUCCCUUCAAAAUUCCAAAUUGCGAAAACCAAAAUUCUUUUUAAAUUCACACAAAAAAACAGUCGAACGAGUCAUUGAAAUUGUUUCACAAGAAUUUCCAAAUUCAAAUCUGUUACUGGUCGGGUAUAGUGCCGGUGGAGUUGGAAUUACCAAACAAUUGGGAUCUAAAAAAGUGAAAAAGAAUCCUCGAGUGAUUGGAGCCAUCACAGUAUCGCAACCUUUUGAUAUGUUGGAAACAUUGAAAACAUUGGAAACGAAUAAGGCCUAUAACAAGUUUUUAGUGACAUUUAUUUUGGAAGUAUUCAAGAAGAAUCGAGAAUUGUUGGAAGGUGCCAUUCCAUCUCUUGAUUUACAAAAUAUGGAACAAUGUAAAAGUAUUGAUGAAAUUGAUACGAAAUUGACAAAACCAUUGCAUGGUUUACAAGAUGUGACUUUGGAUUUUUACAAUAAGAGAUCGACCUUUAUGAAACAUUUACAGAGAAUUUCAGGAGAGAAGGCGUUGCAUCGUGUGAAAACCACUCAGAAUGAAUUGGGAGAAAAUGUUUACUAUGAAGAAGAAAACGAGAAAGGUGGAAAUGGUGCCGCCACGUCUGUGAUCUCGAGACAUGAUCACAAUGGCAAUGAAAAAACCUAUCAUGCUCCAGUGUUUAUCAUGCUCUCGAAGGAUGAUCAAAUUAUUGCGUACAAUUCAGCCAAGUUGAGCUCUAUUGUGCAUGCUAAGGGUGCUGAACAUUUGUACGUGAUUGAGACACAGCAUGGAGGACAUUGCUCCUUUUUCGAACAAUUUUCAUGGUGGCUUCCUAGUGCACUGAGCUUCUCCGAUACUUUUGCUGACAAGGUUGUCAUGCAAACAUUGGCAGGAAUGGUCAAACACCACCAAAAAUUUCAAGCCAAGUUCGACCCAGUCAACAACCAAUAA
This is a messenger RNA of Naegleria lovaniensis, 1494 nucleotides long. RefSeq lists its product as uncharacterized. Lineage: Eukaryota; Heterolobosea; Eutetramitea; Acrasida; Naegleriidae. Gene Ontology annotation, molecular function: monoacylglycerol lipase activity; short-chain carboxylesterase activity. The record is from RefSeq and is a predicted model, not a curated record. The coding region runs from base 1 to 1494 and encodes 497 amino acids. The transcript is spliced from 2 exons.